This is a messenger RNA of Linum tenue, 2570 nucleotides long. Lineage: Eukaryota; Viridiplantae; Streptophyta; Magnoliopsida; Malpighiales; Linaceae. The record is from the annotation of a GenBank genome assembly.
CUCUGCCUUCGAUCGGAAGGAAGGAAUAUCAGUGUCGCGGCUCGCGCACCUAAUUUGCAGAAAGCCGGAGCUGGCGAACAAAGAGGAAGAGCAGGAAUUAGCAUCACCAUUUCCUCUCAUUGACAGAAGUCAGAAAACGCCGUGGUCCAGUGCAAACCCCAAUGGCCUUAUCGACGCGGCAGAGGCGUCCAGAGCUGCCGUCGGCGGAGACAUCGCGGCCGGCCCAAUCACCAUCCUCCUCCUCGGAGCCGUACACGAAGGUCGACAAACCAGGGCGAUCCUCUCUCGCCGAUGAAGAGCAGUCGCUUGGAUGGUUUAUGCCCAUACUCGCUUUGGGACUGCUGCGCUACAUGAGCGCCACAUCCAACAUCAUCCAUGAUUGCGACGAGGUUUUCAACUACUGGGAGCCUCUCCAUUUUCUUCUCUACAAGUCCGGCUUCCAGACUUGGGAAUACAGCUCGCAGUUCGCUCUUAGAUCGUACUUAUACAUUAAUUUCCACGAACUAGUGGGUCUACCAGCUUCAUGGCUGUUUAGAGAUGAUAAAGUGAGAGUGUUCUAUGCAGUAAGACUGUUUCUUGGAGUUAUCUCUGUUAUAGCUGAUGCCACUCUAGUAGUGGCCCUUUCCCGGAGAUAUGGCAAGCGUCUUGCUUCUUAUGCACUUGCCAUGCUUUGCCUAACCAGUGGUUGUUUCUUUGCUAGCACAAGUUUCCUGCCGAGUUCCUUUUCAAUGUAUGCCAUGAGUCUCUCCUCUGGAUUGUUUCUUCUUGAGAAGCCUGCCAUGGCUGUUUCUGUAGCAGCUAUUGGUGUACUCCUUGGCUGGCCCUUUUCAAUGUUGGCUUUCCUGCCACUUGUGCUUUUUUCCUUGGCCAAGAGAUUCAAGCUGUCAUUUUUUGCUGGUGCAGUCACAUCUCUAACACUCGUUGUACUUUCUGUACUUGUUGACUACCGCUACUAUGGGAGGUGGACAUCGUCUGUUUUGAAUAUCUUGGUGUACAAUGUUGCAGGAGGUGGCGAGAGCCAUCUGUAUGGGACUGAAGGGCCUCUCUUUUACCUAAGGAAUGGAUUUAACAAUUUCAACAUUUCUAUGGUUCUUUCUUUGCUCUUCCUGGUUAUCUUGCCAAUUGUAAGGAGAAAGUAUGCUCCCGACCUACUGGUGGUGGUUUCACCUCUUUAUAUAUGGCUUGGUUUUAUGUCUUUGCAGCCACACAAAGAAGAAAGGUUCCUCUAUCCUGUCUAUCCUCUUGUUUGUGUUGCUGCUUCAAGUGUUAUCGAGAGCUUUCCUGAUCUUGUUAGAGAUAAGCACAAUCUGAAUGACAAUUCUAUUAUAGUUGUGAUAGCCAAAGUUAUUAGACCACUGGUUCUUAGUCUCAUACUAUGUGCUUCACAUGCUCGGACAUUUUCCUUGAUUAACGGGUAUGCUGCUCCUAUGGAGGUCUACAAGAUUUUAGAUCACUAUCAUGAUGCAGGAUCAGGAGCUGUUCUCUGUGUUGGAAGUGAAUGGCAUCGCUUCCCUUCAUCAUUUUUUGUGCCUGAUUAUGUGGGAGAAGUCCGAUGGAUUGAUGAUGGUUUUCGAGGUCUUCUUCCAUUACCAUUCAACUCAUCCCUCGGUGGCACAUCAGCAGCUCCUCCAUAUUUCAACAAUAAGAACAAGGCAUUGGCUCAGCAAUAUCUCAAUGAUAUCGAUGCCUGCACUUUCUUGGUAGAGCUGCAGCUUAAUCGUCCCUAUCCUUCUCGUGGUAGUGACUUGUCGAAGUGGGAGCCAAUUGCAGCAUUGCCAUAUCUGGACAGGGAGCUGUCUCCUCCAUUUUACCGUUCGUUCUUCGUCCCAUUCCUGUGGCAGGAAAAGAAUGUGUUUGGAAUGUACAAGUUGCUUAAAAGAGUACCCAAGCAACAAGAAGCUUAGUUUGCUUAGCCACGAGCACUUCGUUAUUAGUCCCAAAAUUUUGCAGUUUGUUCGAUUUCAACAGUCGGUCAUUGACCCUUCACUCUAAGAAACGUUAGCUGUUCCUAGUGUACUCCUCUUUUCUAGGUUUAUGUUUAUAUGCUAGGAGGAAGUUACAUCUUGUGGUUGUAACUCGUGCAUGAAUUACUGCGUAAAAUUCAUUCCAGUCGAAGGAAAGAACCGGGUCUUCGAACACAAAGUUGCCUGGAGAGAAUGCCCUGUUUGCUCAGUUCAAGGUUGAUGGAGAUUUAUCAUUAAAUGUAGUUCAGGCGACAAAUUGGCCAAAGUGAAUUUUAGAAAGUGUGUUUACUCUCAAUAGUUACCAUAAAUCGUUCACUGCAGCUCCAACCCCUUGGCUUCGACUCACAAAUUUCUGGACAUUUUACAGGACACAAUCAUUCUUUCAAUUAUUUUAAUAUCGUAAGCUCAGAGUGGUUUCACGUUAUAACAUACAACCCUUCCCAACAUUUAUGCUACUAACUGAUACAACAAAUUGCUAAUGAAAUCAACUCGUGUUCUGAUUAUGCAGAUAAUCUAUUUACACUGAAGCGUCUAAAUCUACGCCAUCUGCAGGACUUCCUGGCGCUUGAUCUCGAAAACCUUCUUAAGAGCAUCCUCUACCACCUG